AUGGGUAUACCCGGACAAAGCCAGAAUGAAGAAGGAGAGUCUAGUUCCCCUGAUCAAGCCAAAGGAAAAGACAAGGGCAAAACGAAAGUGGGAGGUGAAUCCUCAGACGAAAGCCAAGAAGCGGAAGCAGAGAAGGUCAAACCAUAUCCAUACCGUGGAAUGGUAACCAGGAAAAGAGAUGCAACAAUUGACGUGGCGAGUAUGUUCAAAGAUGUGGAGGUUAAGGUGCCACUCUUGACGGCCUUGAAGAUGCCCCCGAUUAGCAAAUUCAUCAAGGAUUACUUGCCGGGGAAGGUCAAUGAGGAGGGUAGGAUGAUUACAGAUGAGAAUGUAUCCGCAGUGAUACAGCGGAGUGAUCUCCCUUCAAAGAAGACCGACCCAGGAAUGUCCACGCUCCCAAUUUCAAUCGGAGAUAUCCAGGUGGAGCACGCGAUGUGCGAUCUCUGGGCGUCGAUUAAUGUUCUGCCAUACUUGAUUUACAAGAAGCUGGGGGAGGCCAAGCUCGUUGAUAUGGAUAUAAUGAUACAGGUGGCCGACAGAUCGUGUAUUCACCCAGAAGGAAUCUUGGAAGACGUGAUCGUGAAGACGACAGAGCCAGCAGCAAGAGAGUCGAGUGGAGUACUACUAGGAAGGCCGUUCCUGUCCACGGCCAGCACCAUAAUAGACGUCUGUAAUGGGACAAUCGGCUUGGACUUCAAUGGAGAGCAGUUUACGUUCAAUGUUGAUGAAGCCAUGAAACGGCCAGCAGAUAGUGAGAACGUGUACUCAGUAGAUGUGACUGGGCCCUUAGUACAUGAAUUUUUGGAGGAAGAAUUCCUACAGAGGCAGUUCACUGAUUCCGCUGCUGAUGAAGAAGUCGAGAGGGAAGUGGCAGAGUGGUAUGCGACCAUGAAAAUCGGAGAAAUGGACGACCAAGCCAUCGCAAAAGCGAUGAUGGAUUUUUGUGAGCGCCCAAGACCAGCUGGGUCAAGUGGGAAAGCUCAUGUAUCCAGCCUAGAGAAGCGGCUUGAUCAAGGGAAGCCAUUGGAAAGAGAAGCGGCAGAAAAUCCUCUGCCUGAAGAAACACCAACACCAGCGAAGGAGUUGAAGACCCUUCCAGCACAUCUAAAGUACGCCUACUUGGGGGAGGAAGAAACAAAGCCUGUCAUCAUCAACAGUCACUUGACCCAGGGGCAGGAAAAAAGAUUGCUGGAAGUAUUGAGAAGAAAUCAGAAGGCUAUCGAGAAGUUGGCAGGGAAGCAGUACUUCAGCUUCCUGGAUGGUUAUAGUGGUUACUUCCAUAUUGCGGCGAAUCCGGAAGACCAAGAAAAGACGACGUUCACCUGCCCUUUCGGCACAUACGCUUACAGGAGGAUGCCAUUUGGCCUCUGUAAUGCCCCAGACACUUUCCAGAGAUGCAUGAUGAGCAUUUUCUCUGAUAUAUUGGAAGAUUGCAUAGAGAUUUUCAUGGACGACUUCACUGUCUAUGGGGACACAUUCGAUCAAGGGCUGCAUAGCCUGAGCAGAGUAUUGGAAAGAUGCCGCCAAAAGGACUUGGUCUUAAACUUUGAGAAAUGUCAUUUUAUGGUUACCGAUGGAAUUGUCCUAAGGCAUAUGGUGUCGAGCAGGGGAAUAGAGGUCGACCAAGCGAAGAUAGCUGUCAUUGCAAAACUCUCGUAUCCCACUAACCAAAAGGAGAUCAGAGCCUUUUUAGGCCAUGCUGGGUUUUAUAGAAGAUUUAUCAAAGAUUUCGCAAAGAUAGCCCAGCCCCUGACGAGGCUGCUCCAGAAUGAGGUGGAGUUUGAAUUCUCCGAUGACUGCAAGGCCGCGUUCCAGCUGCUGAAGGAUAGACUGAUAAGCUCUCCAAUUAUAUGCGCUCCCGACUGGAGUCACCCCUUUGAGGUGAUGUGCGACGCCAGUGACUAUGCUGUGGCGGCAGUGUUAGGUCAGAAGAUUGAAGGAAAGAGUUACGUAAUCUUCUAUGCUUCCAAAACUCUAAAUCAAGCACAGAAGAAUUACGACACGACCGAAAAGGAGAUGCUAUCGGUGGUCUAUGCCUUUGAAAAGUUCAGGCCUUAUCUGAUAGGCUCGAAGGUGAUUGUGUAUACUGACCAUGCGGCCAUUAAAUACCUACUGGCAAAGAAGGAAUCGAAGCCGCGACUUAUUAGAUGGGUCCUCAUCUUACAAGAAUUCGACUGGGAGGCGGUCGAUAAAAAUGGGAGCAAUAACAGAGUAGCAGAUCAUUUGAGCCGAAUCUUGCAAGAAGACAACGGGGAAGCCAUCUCUGACGCUUUCCCUGAAGAGCAUCUCUAUCUGAUCAAGUCAACUUCUGAACCUCAGUGGAUCAACCGGCCAGAGGGGGUUGAUCAAGCCAUCUACGGAAUGGAGGCAUUUGUCGUGGACGACAUUCCACCACUCAUGCCUAACUCUCGCCAGUGA
Salvia splendens (bonfire salvia) is the source of this 2418-nucleotide messenger RNA. RefSeq lists its product as uncharacterized. The record is from RefSeq and is a predicted model, not a curated record. The transcript is spliced from 3 exons. NCBI's taxonomy places the organism in Eukaryota, Viridiplantae, Streptophyta, Magnoliopsida, Lamiales, Lamiaceae. The coding region runs from base 1 to 2418 and encodes 805 amino acids.